GUCUCAGUAGUGGAAAAAGAAGCGCCAAGUUCUACAGUAGACGCGGUUGUCAAGUUUGUGUAUAUUUAAAACGAAACUGCGUACUUGGGAUUGUGUUUUGCGAAAAUGUAACACAUGCAUAAUAAGACUUCUUAGUGAAUAGUUAAAAUGCCCGGGCUGCAUAGCGAAGGUGGAGUUGUGGCUGCAGCAGGCAGUCCUGUGAAGAAGAGCAAACUCUCUCUAAAGUUCUUCCAGAAGAAGGACACCAAACGAGCCCUGGACUUUUCAGAGGCCCCGGCAGAAGACAACAGUACCGCAGAGCCAGAAGAGACUACUAAUCAUGACCAGGUUGUGCCAAUGCCCUGCCCUUCAUCUCCUCUCACUAGUGAGAAGCGUGAGAGCCUUGUCCCCUUCGUUGGGCUUAAUAAUUUGGGGAACACCUGCUAUCUGAACAGCAUCCUUCAGGUCUUAUAUUACUGUCCUGGUUUUAAAGAGACCAUCAAAUCUUUGUGUCAGUUGGCUAAGCUGAAAGACAAACAGCAAGAAGAUGGUGCCAAAAAUGAGGGGGACACUGGUGAGAACACCCUUCCUGUUCCCUUGGAGUUGCUGGGAAGUUUUCACAGCCUCAUCUCAUCUGUGGAACAACUGCAAUCCAGCUUCCUGCUUAACCCAGAAAAAUACAGUGACGGAGAGCUUGCCACCCCACCUCGCAAGCUGCUUAACACACUCAGGCAGCUUAAUCCAAUGUAUGAGGGUUACUUGCAGCAUGAUGCACAGGAGGUGUUACAGUGCAUACUUGCGAGCAUCCAGGAGGCCUGUGACAGUAUUAAAAAAGAGCAAAUAGACAGCCAGAAGGAUAGCACAAUGAGCAACGGAAUGGGGGAGUCUACCCACGAGGAUGACGGGAACUCUGAUGGCCAAUUGAGCGGAAAGAGAAAGAGCGACACUGAAGCAGGCAAUGCUAAGAAAAAGCCAAAAUCUCAAAGCAAAUCCAAGAAAAAUGAGGAAAACAUGCCUAUGACCCGCUCAAAGCGAAAGUCCUCCAAUGACAUAACCACAGAGAGUUCUGAGCAGAGGAAUGGAACAGAGGAGCUAGAGAGGGACAAAGGGAGCACCACAGAGGAGGAGAAGAAUGACAGUCCCCCGAAAGAGGUGGGCAAGAGGACAAGGAGAGGGAAGCUGGGCUGGUUGAAACCAUCUGGGAAGCAGCCUAGCAUUUUCUCGAAGUUCCGCAGCAUGGGGCGAAUUAGUUCACAUGUAGGAGGGAAAGGGGAGACCAAGGAGAAAUCAGAUUGUAGUGUCCAAGAGAAGCAAGAGAAGGAUACUUCAGAUAACGAGAGCAGAACUCAAGACGUUAAACAGAGUCUGGAAAAGAAUAAAGAGCAAUCAGGCCUGAAUGUGCUGAAGUGGAUGUUCCAGGGCCAGCUGGUGCUGCGGACACGCUGCCUAGAAUGCGAGUGUUUCACAGAGCGACGAGAGGACUUUCAAGACAUCAGCGUACCUGUGCAAGAGGACGAGAACAGCUCCUCUGACUCCGAUAAAGGGAUUUCUCCAGAUCCCAAGCCUGAGCUGAAAACUCUAAAGUGGGCCAUGUCUCAAUUUGCUUCUGUGGAGCGGAUUGUGGGUGAAGAUAAAUACUUCUGUGAGACCUGUCAUCACUACACAGAAGCUGAGAGAAGUCUUCUGUUUGACAAAACGCCAGAAGUCAUCACAAUCCACCUGAAAUGCUUUGCUGCCAAUGGCUCUGAGAUGGACCCUUAUGCUGGCCUUUCCAAGGUGAACACUCCUCUGCAGACCCCUCUUAAACUUUCCUUGCACGAGUGGUGCACUAACCCUGAUUCUCCAGACCAGAGCCAUAACUACGAGCUCUUCGCCGUGGUCAUGCACAGCGGAGUAACCAUCAGCAGCGGUCACUACACCACCUACAUCCGCAUGAUGGAUCUCCAUCGCACCACUCUCAAGCUUCAGUCUCAGGAUGAAGAGCAAGAACGAGACCGAGAAGAAGACACCAAACAGAAGAAAGAGGAGGUACCUCAAACAGAGUACGAUGACGGUGAGGUGUCUUUCAGCUUGUCUGGCAGAGGCCGAAAUGUGGCUAGAGCCACAAGCAUGUCCAGCAAAGCAGGAAGCAAGAGGUCCUCCGAAAGUGUUGGACUUUUAGGAGGACAAAGGAGCAUCACCAGUUAUGAGCUCAGCAACAGCAAUCAAACCAAUCCAGAGAAGGCUUCCAGCUUGGCCAGUCGUGCCACCGGCUCUCUGCUUCAGAACGCAGUGAAGAAGGAAACCGAGGAAGAGGGAGCUGAUGCUAUGGGCGACGGGACCCAAGUGAGUUUUGACCUCGCUCUGCGAAACCUUUUGGACUUUGAGGGAAAGUGGAUGCUGUUUGAUGACUCCGAAGUGAGGCUCUUUGAAGAAGAGGACUUCCUCAGAGCGUGUUCCCCCGAGACGUGCUCCACCUCUACGCCCUACCUGCUCUUCUACAAGAGAGUCUCUCAGUAAAAACAACCGAUUGGACUGUUUACAAAGUUUUACUGGUAAGACGUGGACUAUGAAAGUACAUUUGCAGGUAACUGGAAAAGCAAGUCGGGAUGUGUUAAUAGUCCAUGUGUAUGUGUAUGUUUGUGUAACAAGUGUCAGUCAGUGAAAAGCCGAUGUGAAUCUUUCAAGGCCAUGACAUUUGCUGCCACUUUUUUUUUUUUUUUUUUUCUAUUACUGUUUUUGUACUUUACUCUCUUCUUGUUGCAUCUGCUUUUCAGUGACCUUCAUGCAAAUGCACCUUGGCACUUACUGUGCACGUGACCGUUUUCUUAUACUUUCAAGCAUUCCAUAGAAGCUCUAAUGAUAAGCACAAAAUUAUUUCUUGUGCACUGAAAUUUUAUAUUUUUUUAAAAGAUCAUUUCUUGCUUCUUUGGGGUUUGUCUAAAGUAU
Messenger RNA from Labeo rohita (rohu), 2907 nucleotides. It is a transcript of the gene usp1, whose product is annotated as ubiquitin specific peptidase 1. NCBI's taxonomy places the organism in Eukaryota, Metazoa, Chordata, Actinopteri, Cypriniformes, Cyprinidae. Gene Ontology annotation, biological process: protein deubiquitination; regulation of DNA repair. Gene Ontology annotation, cellular component: cytosol; nucleus. The record is from RefSeq and is a predicted model, not a curated record. The coding region runs from base 148 to 2478 and encodes 776 amino acids. Gene Ontology annotation, molecular function: cysteine-type endopeptidase activity; cysteine-type deubiquitinase activity. The transcript is spliced from 9 exons.